CUGUUAUGUAGCACGCAGAAUGUAUCACGUAGAUGCCGGCUUAUUACUUCCUCCAUAACUACAGGCUGCUGCUCGGAGGAGACGUAGAUCUCCGCGGAUAAUUCUUUCACUGGUGCUUCCAGCUAACGACACCUUAAAGCAGGCGAGAUGUCUUCUUAUGAGGAGAGUGAGUCCAAAUUCUGGCGAAAGGCAAAGGAGAAUCCAUUUGUCCCAGUCGGGAUGGCUGGAUUUGUUGCUAUUGUUGGCUACAGGCUGAUGAAAAUGAAAAGUCGUGGAGAUACAAAAAUGUCGGUGCACCUGAUUCACAUGCGUGUAGCUGCCCAAGGCUUUGUGGUGGGAGCAAUGACUGUUGGUGUCCUGUUCUCCAUGUACAGAGAUUACUUUGCAAAGCCUAUUGAACAAGAACAGAAAGCAACCCAACCCAAGUGAACAUGGCCUCUUGGACUCAUAUUUUAUGUCCCUUAGUAUUGCCUCAUAUUAAGGUGUGCACAAGAUUUGUUUCACAGAUGUCCUGACGAGAAGAAAAUCUAUAUAGCCAUUAUGUUGAAACUGUGUGGAGAAAAAGGCUUUCAUUCUGUAGCUUUUAUGCAGUUUCAUUGUCAUGGUGAAGUUCUUUUAUUUAUUUUUUCACUUCAAUUUAGCACUGGCUUCCGUGGAACAGCUAUACACUGUGUAGCAGCCUUGUGUUUAAAUAGUUGCCUUGUGAAGUUAUUCUCUAAGCUAAGUUGUACACAAGUACAGGAUGUCAUUUUAGAGCUGUUGUUUUUUUAAGUGUUAAAGAAAAAAGGUUUUUUUUGUGUAUGGAUUUUGGUACCUUGAUGUGUUUUGACUGUUAAAUGUUGUCUUUGUGCCAUUAUAUUGUUAUUGAUCACCCAUCUUCUGGGUUGUGUAGUACACCUACAGCAGCUAAAACCCUUACAGUUAACAGGAAAGGCUCACAACACUGUAAACUAAUGAACUCAGCAGCAUGAAAGGACAGACUCUACAGUGAUCAUAAAGUUCUCCCCAAGUUUGAACCACAAUAUAACAUUGCAGCUUUUUGUUGUUAGGGUCUUUUUUUAAGCUUCUCACUGAUGACACACAUUCUAACAGGUAAUCUUCUAACCCUUUCCAAUUCUACCAAAUAAAGCUUCUUUUCUUUGCUCAGUCA
Messenger RNA from Maylandia zebra (zebra mbuna), 1150 nucleotides. Its product is annotated as HIG1 domain family member 1A, mitochondrial-like. Gene Ontology annotation, cellular component: mitochondrion. Lineage: Eukaryota; Metazoa; Chordata; Actinopteri; Cichliformes; Cichlidae. Gene Ontology annotation, biological process: mitochondrial respirasome assembly. The record is from RefSeq and is a predicted model, not a curated record.